AGUGCCAACAAUACGUUGGAGUGUGUUCAAAUAACUACUGCUGAUGCUGGAGUGCCACAUAACUUGAUUUGAAGUUUUCUACAAUGGGCAGUGAUCUGGACCGUGCCAAUGAUGAUGUCCAAACGCGAUGUCCUGAUUCACCGAGCAGGUUAUUCAUUACGCAGCAGGGCAGAACAGAUGGCAGUGAGGCGAAGCGGAGACAGAGAAGAACUGACUUUGAUAGUAGCCUACAGUCAGUCUACACACGUUCUUCAGAUACUGGAGCGAAUUCAAACACGACCGACGGGAACUUCUAAUGGAAAUAUAACAACAUUACUAACUCUCUAAAGCCUUGCACUCAUACAUUUUCUGUCAGACAGAUAAUUCAGUAUCACUCUAUCGGGAUUAAAGGUGUUUUCUUCUGACUGCAUCAUGAAGGUGACUUCUAGAGAUGAGAGCGUGAAUACUUCUGGAGAAUGUGACGGAUCCAGUGACCUGCUGACGGGUAACCCUCCCUCAGGCCCGAGCAGAAAGAGCAUGAAACAGCGCUUCCUCAAACUUCUGCCCUGCUGUCAUGUGGACUCCACGCCAACAGUCAGGCAAAGCAAUAUUGUUUUUAGUUUAAUGUUAAUUUAUUGUUAUGUUUACCUCUGUCAUAUAGACAGUAUAGAGGAGGAUUUUGAGCUUGCCACUGUGUGCUGCAGGCCGGAUAGUCUGGAAAAAAUUCUGGAACAGACCAAGUUCACCAAAACAGAGCUACAGAUCCUCUAUAGAGGUUUUAAAAACGAAUGUCCCACUGGAUUAGUGAAUGAAGAGACUUUAAAGUUAAUCUACUCUCAUUUUUUCCCCCAAGGAGAUUCUAGCGCAUACGCUCAUUUCCUGUUUGAGGCUUUUGACAGACACAAAAACGGAGCAGUUAAUUUUGAGGACUUUGUGGUUGGCCUGUCAAUCAUCUUGCGUGGCACCGUCACUGAUAGACUGUGUUGGGCCUUUAGUUUGUAUGAUCUCAACAAAGAUGGAUGCAUCACUAAAGAGGAGAUGAAUGAUAUUAUGCAGUCUAUUUAUGAUUUGAUGGGGAAGUACACAUAUCCGUGUAUGGAGGACAGUGCACCUAGAGAACAUGUCGAAAGUUUCUUCCAGAAAAUGGAUCACAACAAUGAUGGCGUCGUCACAAUGGAGGAGUUCCUGGAGUCGUGUCAAAAGGAUGAGGCCAUCAUGGAGUCCAUGCAGAUGUUGGAUCACGUAAUUUAGCUCUGCAUGAUGAUCUUUGGCAAAUAUUUCUCAACAGCAGCAGUGUUUGGACUGUUGUAGCGUCUGCUAGAUGACUUCAUCUUACACCUACAAAAAAAAAGACUGACAGUGAACACCUAAAAGACUGACAGUGAACACCUGAACAGGUGCAAUACGAGCAUGCCAUGCUAUUUUACACCCUGAGGAUGAAAUGACGUCUUUGAAGAUCAGCUGUUAUAUGCCACUGUCUUUGCAUUCUUUUUUUAUGUUAAUAUAAUUGAUAGAAAGAGAUAUAUUAAGCCAAUUCAACAA
Molecule: messenger RNA, 1521 nt
Organism: Carassius auratus (goldfish)
Lineage: Eukaryota; Metazoa; Chordata; Actinopteri; Cypriniformes; Cyprinidae
Product: Kv channel-interacting protein 2-like
Exons: 9
Coding region: 412-1230 (272 amino acids)
Biological process (GO): regulation of potassium ion transmembrane transport
Cellular component (GO): voltage-gated potassium channel complex
Molecular function (GO): calcium ion binding; potassium channel regulator activity
Source: RefSeq, a predicted model, not a curated record